AUUUGUAAAUGGAAAAUAACUCAUUUUGUAAAGUAAAUUCAUGAUUUGAUGUAGUUAUCUGUUCCAACAUUUAAAUAAUAUGACUAAUUACAAGGUGUAAUUCUCUAUUGUAUUGAUGUAUAAGUGAUUGGUGUAACAGGUUGGAGAUUAGAAUUAAGGUAUUAAGUAUAUUAAGUUUAUCUAAGAUAUAGUGAUUUAUUUGAUUUGGAUACCAUUCUAAGAGCAUAAUUUCAAAGGUUACCUAAAUUUCCAGGUAAAACCUUAAGCAAACUUACUACAACAAUUUAAUUCGAAAAGAGAAGAGUUAAACUAAAUUUUUAUCUCUCUUCAAUCUCUGAAAGACUAGACAUAGUUACAUGUCCAGUAUUUUGUGAAUUAUUCGAAAUAAUGAAAUAUGCUCCCAAAUAUGUUUUUGAAUAACCAAAAAUAAUAAACUCUUAAUAGCAUAAUCAAACAAUAAAGAAUUGUUAGUAUAUACCUGAAUUAGGUAUUGAUUUUUAUUUAACAUUUUAAAGAGUAAUUAUUUAUUGUCUCAUGUCAAACUGAAGGAUAUAAAUAAUUGAUGGCUUAUAUGUAAAAUAAUUAAAAUUAGAUUGUUGAAGCACUGGGAUUAGUAGAAUUAUUUAGUUUGAAAGAUAAUUAGAUGAUAAAAAGAUGGUAAGAAUGCUUUGUCAAUUAAGUAUAUCUCAACAAUAUAAAAGGCUUAAUGUUUACAUUACUCAGAUGGAGCAUUGAUUGUAGGACUUGAAAAAGGAAAAAUCAUCGUAUAUUAAUUAGAUUCAGAUUUAAAUGCACCUUUACAUACAUCUUCUUAUUAAAUGCACAAGAUGAGAGUAAAUGGAGUAUAUUAUAAUAAACUAAAAAAAGUUAUUUAUUCUAUUAGUUAAGAUGGAACUUUUGUUAUAACUUAUAGAGAUUAUUUGAAACACAAAGAUUGUAAUAUAUAUUAUAAUUUUAGGUAGAAUUGUUAUUAAAAGGUGAGUUGACUUGUUUAUUAGUUUGUGAACAUCGUUAAAUUUCAUUUAUAGGCAAUUCAAAAGGAUCAGUGUUUAUAUUAGAUAUCAAUAAAGAAAAUGUUCAAUAUAUAAGAAGAGUUGAUUGUUAAGCAUCAUCUAAAAUAGUAGAUCUAGCUAUUAAUAAUAAUUAAGGAUUUCUAUUUGCUGCAUCUGAAAUAGGAUAAUUAUAAGUAAUAGAUAUUGGUCAAUUUGGAAGAGAAAUCAAUUCUAAAGCUAAAGUUACUAUUUAAACUAAUUAAAAAACAAAAAAGAUAUCAUAUUGUUAAUAAAGACAUCAUUUAUAUAUUGGUGAUACUAUAGGAAAUGUUACUGUUAUUAGUGAGUAAACUGGAUGUCCAAUAUGUAAUUUUAGAUAUUAUUUAUAUUAGAUUCUUUGUCAGCUCAUGGAUUAGAUGUAAUGAUUACAUUAGUUUAUUAUCUUUAAGAUACUAAUAAACUUAUUACUUAUGGUAAAGAUUAAAUACUUAAAUUUUGGGAGUUUCCGACUUGGAUUGAUUUGAAUGAAAUUAAAAGAUAAGAAUAUCAAGAAAUCAGAUAAGAAUACUUAACUUAAUAAUAAAUCAAAUAGAAAACAUUGAAAACAGAUAAAUACUAAGAUGAUGAUGAAGAUGAUUUAAAUGAUUGGCAUAAAAAUAAUAAAUGA
This is a messenger RNA of Paramecium sonneborni, 1659 nucleotides long. The record is from the annotation of a GenBank genome assembly. Lineage: Eukaryota; Ciliophora; Oligohymenophorea; Peniculida; Parameciidae.